Molecule: messenger RNA, 384 nt
Organism: Porites evermanni
Lineage: Eukaryota; Metazoa; Cnidaria; Anthozoa; Scleractinia; Poritidae
Source: the annotation of a GenBank genome assembly
AUGUUCAUGGUAAAGUGGAAACAUUUCUGCGCCUGCGAAAACACAUGGGAGCCAAAGGCUCAUCUACUUUCUGAGCUGACAGAGGCAUUUAAAAACCCCGAACCAGACCUGGUACGUGUUGAAGAAGCCAGAGAGAGGAUCGGCCUCGUGUUUGAAAGGGGAAUGAAAGUUCCACUUCAACACAAAGAGUCGAUCGAGAUUCGCCACGACGUGGUCCGUUUCCUGUUCCCGAUCCUACCACCGCAACUUCAGCUAGCUCCAACAGACAUCAGCGACCAAGAUCUAGAAGAAGCUGGCCUUAGCUCGUACGUGGAGCAGAGAAUCAACGCUAAAGGAAACCGGUGCCGGAUCGUGCAGUUCACCUUCCGACUGUUGGUGUCCUAG